AAACAGAAGAAGGUUUACCCUUCUUCUUCUGGAAAUCUUCUAGAAACUGGAGAGUUCGUAAUUUGUACUGAUAUAAAGACUCGAAUUUAUGGCUUUACGAUUAUCUAAAAUCGAUAAGAGGCAUUGAGCUUUGAUCGCGUGAGAGACAGUUUUCCGACUUGCAUUUCUGGGUUUGUGGAGCGAAUCGAACUGAUAGCUUAGUCAUUUGGAUUUGUGGAACCGUAAGGAGGGAUCGUUUCAGGAGGAAAUUGUAUCUAAGAACUUUCUUGUCAUCGGACUCUGUUAUUCUGAACUUAAUUGAUCUAUUGCUGCUCAAUCCCAAGAGCAAAGCAGAACUCUUCCUAGUGGGUUUAGACUCUCAAUAAAGUAGUAGAAUAUGUCGACCUUUUACAGGCCUGUGGACUUAUAUUCCUUGUCUCCUCAUCAAAGAAGUCAUAUUUCAUAUCCUAACCACUAUUAUCCAAACUGGGAAUUGGUUUCACCUCAAAUUAAUGGUGGUCCAAGCAGGCCUCCCAUGGUAAAUGAGUCUUGGCCUUGUGGUGGUGGCUAUGGUUACUUUAACCCAGCAGAUUGCCAUGGCUGCUGUGCCAAUAGCUACUUCCCUGUUUUCUAUGGUUUCAGACAUCCACACUCUCAUCAUCUGCCGCCAACAUUCCCUCAUUACUACCAUAGUCCUUACCCACCAUACCCUGAAGUCUACUCAUCUCACUAUGUUCCUCCUCCACAUUAUUCAGUUGGACAACCCAGAUACGAGUAUGAUAAGAAUAUAGCUGGAAGCCAUUGUUGUGGAUGUCCAAACCACAAAUGCAGUUCAGAAGUAGAUAGUAAUGUCAAGAUUGAAGAACAGGAGCCUGAAGUUGAGAAGGCUGAACAAAAAUCUUCUGGAGCAUACCAGAAGCCAGCUGUUUGGAUUCCCCCUGGUUACGUGAAGGAGGAAGAUGGGAGCUUGUCUUCUAAACCAGGGCCACAGGUCUGGAAUGGAUGGCUUCCAUUUGACAUGAGCAACACCAAAUCACUGAAGCAAGGUGGUGAGGAAAGAAAAGGACAAGAUGAACAAAAUGAAGAGAACAGGUCUCAUUUUCCUUAUCCUAUAAUUUGGAUGCCUGGUUAUGAAAAGCCAAAAGAAGCAGAGACAAAAGAUCUGAAGGAUGUCAGCUCUGUUACGAAAUCUCCAGAGGAGACUCCAUCAAAGCAAUAUCAGCACAAUGAAGAGAAGAAGGGUCACUUUCCUUUUCCUUUCUUUUGGAUGCCUGGUUAUGAUAAGAGACCAGAACCUGAGAUGAAGGAUCUGAAGGAGGUCAGCAAUGAUACCAAGUUUGCAGAGGAGGUGCCCUCCAAGAUCAAAACUAUCCCUGUAAAGCUUCUUCGGAAUGAUGAUCCCGGGGAGAAACCAGGAGUGGCAGAUGAAACUACUGGAUUUCAUGCAAAAGUGGCUGAGGAUGAGCUGAAAUCAAAGAGCAUCCCCGUGAAGCAAAUGGAAGAUUUUGAAGAAAAUAAGUCAUCCGGAGGAACUGGAACAGCACCCAAAAGCAUUCCUGUGAAACACAUGGAAGAGAAUGCAAACAAGUCCUCACAUGGCAGCACUAAAAGCCGAGCUGGAUCACCAAAGGCAUCCAAGCUACCUCCUGUGUGCCUGCGGGUUGAUCCAUUGCCAAGAAGGAAGAAUGGUAAUGGCAAGUCAAGGUCCCCAAGCCCUUCUGGUGAGAAGGGAAAACUGCAAAAGGAACGUGAUAGAAUGAACUUGAAUUCUUCUGACAUGGUUAAGGAAAGCCAAGACUUAAAAAUGCAGGAUCGUGGUCUGGAGAAGGUCUCAGAAGAACAGUCAGGAAAGAACGACAAGAACGCUGUCGAAAUUGAGAAAACGAGGAACGAUGUGCCUAUGGUAAUUAAGGAGGUGGCAGAGAUACCCGUCAGGGAGGUUGAAAUAGAUGAUAAAGAGCAGCAAACUGCCAAGGAAGCAGUAGAAUCGAAAACAGAAAUAUUGGAGGAUUUAAGCAAAAACAAAGUUAUUUCUGCAAGGGAAGCAGCUGUUCUAAUUCAGUCUGCCUAUCAUGGAUACGAAGUGAGAAAGUGGGAACCACUAAAGAAACUGAGGCAGGUGGGAAAGGUGCGUGACCAGGUGGAGGAGGUUAGAGAGCGUAUUCGUGCUCUGGAGUCCUCUCCUGAAUUGCAGAUGGAUAAGAAGCAGAAGCUGACCAUUGGAGAAACUAUAAUGGGUCUUCUCCUACAACUGGAUGUAAUUCAGGGCUUGCAUCCUAGCCUCAGAGACAUCAGAAAGUCUGUGGCCAGGGACCUUGUUUCUUUGCAGGAAAGACUUGAUUCUGUGGCCAGCCCAGAAUCUGAAGAAUCUAAAUUGACAAUUGAUGCACCAAUGAACAAUGCCAAACCGGUGGAUGAUAAUAUUUCCAAGACGGAUGAUAUGGGUGUGCCUCUCGGACAAAAUGAGGAAGAGAAACCAUCAGAGCUUUCAAAGGCUCCUUCUGAAGAGCCUACUUUGAAGAUGGAACAUAUUGGUUCUGACGUUGAUGAAGUUGAAGUUGGUGCAUUGAUUAAUGAAGUUUUGGCAGAAUCCAGUGCACGAUGUGAAGAGAAAGUACUAGAGCCCCCAGUGGACGACCCCAAACCGGUGGGUAAUAAUAUUUCCGAGACAGAUGAUAUGGGUGUGCCUCUCGGACAAAAUGAGGAAGAGAAACCAUCAGAGCUUUCAAAGUCUCCGUCUGAAGAGCCUACUUCGAAGAUGGAACAUACUUGUUCUGACGCCGAUGAAGCUGAGGUUGGUGCAUUGACUAAUGAAGUUUUGGCAGAUUCCAGUGCACAAUGUGAAGAAAAAGUACUAGUGCCCCCAGUGGAGGACAAGGAAGUUGAGAAAGAUUCAGAGAGAGUAUCAAUGUAUACAGCUGUGGAGCCUUGCUUGGUGAGGGAGUCGAUUGAAUCACCAGAGAUGUGGUCUGAAGAGGCAGAGUCUAAAGCUGCAGACGUGGAACCAUCAAUAGACAUGGAGGAAGAAGAAAAGUCUAAUACUGGUCCUGAGACGGUGGUGGAAAAUGAGUUGGAAUGCAGGCCACAAAGACUCGAUGAAUUUCCACUGGUUGGGGAUUCUGCGGGAGACCAACUCCAGGAGGCAAUGGAUGAUGUAAUUCAGUCAUCGACAAUGCAAGAGUUGGAGUUGCCGCUGGGAGUACUGGAAGAGACACAGAGCUCUGACUUGGAGCAGAAUGUUGAGCAUGUGGUGGUAGAAAGAUUAGAAUUUGCAGAUUCUGACUCUAAGCCAGAGCUUUACAAUUUGCAACCGUCAGCAAUGGAAUAUCUCACAGAUGAGGAGCUCAUGAAAACUCCCAAUAUAGAGGACUCCGCUCAUAAUCUCCAAGGGUUCGAGGAGAGAAAUCAAGAAGAGAAGCUAGUGGAAGAUCAAGUGGUUGCCAAUGUGGAUUCCUCACAAACUGUUAGUACCCUUCCAUCUGAUUUUACAGAUCACACGAUUGCAUCCCAAGCUGAAGGUAUGGAGGUUAUUGUGAAGGAGAGCAAGGAUGAUAUAGCCGAGACUGAAGUGCCCAAGAUUGAUGGAUGUACAGUGAAAGAGGUUGGAAAUGAUUGCUUGCGAAGUAUUCAGUUGGAAGCAAUGGAGCCAGCAGGGGAAACACCAAAUAUGAGAGAAAUGAAGGAUGGCGCUGACAGGUUGGAAACCACGACUAUCAAUGGAGUUGAUCACAAUCCCUAUGGUUCUGAAAUGGUGGAGGGGGUAGUAAUAAGCUCAGCUGCCGAAAUGGAGGGAGAAAUCACAGGCUCAGAUCCGGUUGCUCAAGUGAGUCAUGAACAGGCACCACCAAAGGUUCAGGAAGUUAUUCGGGGUGGGCAGGUACCUAAUCACAGUAAGGAUCUUGCUGAAGAUAAUGAGAAACUGAGGGAGAUGUUAGAGAAAUUAGUCGAAGCGGGUAAAGAGCAGUUAUCUGUCAUUUCAGACUUGAAUGGAAGAAUCAAAGAUUUAGAGAGGAAAUUGAAGAGCAAGAAGAAUAUGAGGAUGAGAACGAGAAAGGUUGCAGCAGUGUCUUCUUCUGCUAAACGAUCUAAUGGUCUCGGUAAAAGGAAUGAUGUAACUUGUGCUGCCUGAAUUCCACAUAAUUGUAUGGCUUUCUAUGUGUAAGUGUAUUAUUUGUCCAUGUAUUGCAAGGUUGAUGUUGUUUGAGUAGAAUAAAUAUAGCCUUAUAUUUUACUUA
Macadamia integrifolia is the source of this 4214-nucleotide messenger RNA. Its product is annotated as BAG family molecular chaperone regulator 6. Gene Ontology annotation, biological process: protein folding. Gene Ontology annotation, molecular function: protein-folding chaperone binding. NCBI's taxonomy places the organism in Eukaryota, Viridiplantae, Streptophyta, Magnoliopsida, Proteales, Proteaceae. Gene Ontology annotation, cellular component: plasmodesma. The transcript has 4 exons. Bases 377 to 4108 code for a protein of 1243 amino acids. The record is from RefSeq and is a predicted model, not a curated record.